AUGUUGAUUUAAUAAAGACUGCCCAUUAUCUAAUAUAAUGAUUACAAAUCAUUUUUAAACAGUUAAUGGUUGAUGAAUAACUAUCUCACCGAAAUUUAAUUUAUAGAUUGUCUGAAGGAAGUAAGCAAUUAGGUUGGGAUGCUCAGCAAAGAAAAGGCUUAAUUUAAUUAAGAGUAGCUGGCUUAAAUAAACACAAUCAAUCAAAAAGUAAUUUUACUAACUUACUUUCUUUUUGGUUACCACAUUAUUUAUGUGGAGAAAUAAUAUUUCGUGUAUGCUCUCUAUAAGUAAUUUUUGCUUAUCAUCAUUAAGAUAAGCAAUAAGAAUUGUGAUCAAUUACUUUAAAUUACAUCCACCUCCCAUCCCAUAUGUAAGUCUAUAUUUUUUGAAUGCGUCAUUAUGCUACUAAAUUAAUCAACUUACCUCCUCAACCAAGCAGAUCAAAUCUAGGUAGAUUAUGAGAUUGAUGAUGACAUAUAGAAUCUGGUUAAUUCAAAACUGUUUUACAAGAUGGCUUAUAUAACUCUAAUGGAUCUGAUAAAAGACACGGUCCUACAGAAUCACUUUGAUGGACAAUCUCUAAUUGCAAUUUGUAUAAAUUAAAUGCUCUUAACUGAUUAACUUUAAUCAAAAUUGUCAUUGGAUAAAAUAAAAAAUAUUCGAUAGCAUGACACUGAAUAUCUGAUUAAAUUGAUGAGAUUAUUCAUAGACAAUAAGGAUGAUUAAUUGCAUGUAACAAAAUAGAUACUUCGAUAUAUAUUCACACUUAAUGAAGAAAGAAAUUGCUAGAUAUCCAAGUUGGUGUUCUCCAAUUUAAAGUAACUAUCUCAUUCAACUCCUCUGAUUCUUUAAUCUAUUAGAAUUUGGUUGGAAUCCAAAAAUCCAAUUGUCGUCCAACAAAUCCGAUUGUACUUGGAAGAAUAUCUGAAAACCUCGUUCAACCAAAUUCACGAUGAUUCUGAUUAUAUUCCUAUGCUAUUUCAAAUUUUAUGUAACUAUAGUAAUUUAUUUAAGCCUCGAUUUAAUGUUUAGGAUUUAUUGAAGAAUCAAAUUUUUCUGAAUCAGUCUUUGAAGAAUUAAUAUAAAUCUUUCAUUUUCUGUGGCAUCAACUUGAAUUAGAAACUAAUGAUAGGAUGUUUCCCGAGAAAAUUGAAUUCUGGCAAAAUUACACAAAAAAAUUGAAAAAAUAAUCCAUUCCCACCAAUCUCAAUUAGAAAUCCAUCACCAGUACGGUCAAAGACUGUGCUGGUCUUUAUUUGAUUUUGCAUGAUCAAUAGAACACUAAAAAAUACAUCAAUCCAGCAGAUUCCCUGAUACCUUACAUAGAUGCUGUGUAUCCACUUGAACAAUAAUAGGUGAAGGAUAUGCAGCUUAUGCAAAAUCUUAUUAAAUCAUCUGUAGAAUUCCUAGUGGAUCCUAUUUUAAAAGAUGAUUGGGUUGUUCUAUAGACUUUGCAAAAAGUAUUAACGUAAGUUUAAUUGUUGAAUUCUUCGAUGAAAUAAAAGGUCUUUUAAUUGAUCUGGUCGAGAUGGUCCCCUGAAAAUCCAUUCUAUGUAAAAAUCUUGUAAUAGAUUGUAUCUAUAUUUUUGGAAAAUGAAGCUUAACAGUUAGGAACAAGAAAUAAUUUCUUUUUGUCCAUUUUGGCUAUGGAAAGUGAGAAGAAAAUAGUACAUCCACAAAAAUUUCAUACUUUAUUAUAGAUUUGCUAAUAUCUUUGUCUUGAAAAUGCUCCUGUAAAUAUGGACUAUAUAUUUUCAUAAUCACAGGAUCAUAAUUCGUGUUUGAAAUUGAAACAGUAUAAAAUUAAAAAAAGUUUUCAAGAAUUCUUUUAAGUGAAUAAUUAUUACUCAAUGAUUGUUAAACUAAUUUCAGGGAUUUAAAAUACAACUAAUUUGGUAUACAUUUUAAAGGAGUUUAUCAAAUUAGAGUGGUUAUUAACAGAAGGCUUGAAAUUAUCUUAAGUUGAAUUUGCUGAUGAGUUUGUUUAAUUUUUAGAAUAAAAAUUAUAUGUGUUUUCAGAGGAUUAAAUGAAAGAAUUAAUAGAACUCCUAUAAGAUUGUUCAGUGUCUAUGGUUAGUAGAUUCCUCAAAUUAAAGAAUAGUAUUGAUAAUCUAGAACAAUAUGGAGAAAUGAUUAUAUAAAAUGAGUUUUGUUUGAAGGUAUGAUGAUUCCAUUAUAAUAUAGGUUUUGGUUGAAGUGUUUAUAUUCAAUAGUCACCCAUCAGAAAACCUAAAAUAAAAGUGUCUCUAAUUUCUUGGGGUUCUUUUAUCAUUCAAUGAGUAUAAUUAAUUAGUAUUCAGAGAAUGUAUUCGCUUAUCUGUAAUUCACCCUCAUUAUAUUAGAACUUCCUCUAAUGCAUGAGAUACCAGAGAAACAAAAAGCUAUAGUAGUCCAUGGAAGAUGUCUUAAAAAGAUCUUUGUCCUUUAUUAGAAAUGAUCAAAUCCAGAAAAUGAUCCAAAAUGCUCCCAAAGACCAUUAGAAAAAAUAAGUUUUCAGGCAAUCCAAUUUUUCUUAAUAUGUUGGAGCUACCUUAGAAACCUUUUCUGCUAUUAGUAAGGAAGUCAAAGGGAAAAGAUAGUUCCAACUUUUGGGCAAGGAUAGCGGAAUUGUUAUUAAGAACUAUCAAGAUUUAUGCACUAAGAAAUGGAGGUCCUUUACAAUUCUAAUUGAAUUCAAGAAGGAAAGUUUCUACUUUAUUAAUUCGAAUGCGAAACACAAGGAUGAAGUAUUUAAAGAGGAGUAGGUGAUAUUUAAUAUGAGUGGCAUGUUCGAAUCUUAAAUAGGGAAUAACUUCUCAGAUCAAAAAUACAGCCUUCAAUAGGUUGACUUAAUUAAGGUCGCCCUCUUAAAACCACCUUUCGCCUAAGAAAAUCAGAAAAUUAACCCAUUGGAGAAUUUAAUCAAAAUAUCUAUAUUAAAUAAUGAACAGAAGCCAAAUGACAUUUAUAUAAAUUUCACCUAAAAAACCAAAGAUGAAUUGAUUUUAUUGGCAAUUAUAUUUGAGGAUAAACCCAAACACACCUUCUUCGUUAAAAUCUAAGAUGAACCCAAAAAGACCUAUCAUGUAAAAUCAUUUAUAACAGAAUACGUGAAGAAACAUUCUGAUAAAUAUCAUAUCACUUUAAACAUAGGAACUUAUUACUUUAAUUAAUAGUUUUAAAAUACAUUCUAAGGAGUCAUCAAUAAUUUUAUUAUUAUAGAAAAGGUUUUAUAUCUUAAGUAGAUUGAGGCUGUUUUUCAAAGAAAUUAAAAUAAUUUAAUAGAAAUUAUAGAAAAGGAAGUGUUACAGGCUGGGAAUGAAGAUAUUGAAAGUAUACAUCCAUAAUAGCUUUAGGUCGGGAAAUGUAAUAUUUGGAUAUUGAGAAGUUCAAGACUUGCUUCUCUCUUGUUGAGAUCAACGAUGCAAUUAAAGUAACAAAGUACUAAACAAUAUAAGAGCAGAAUUUCCUUAUGAAUAUGAUAAAGAAGCAGGUUUCUCAUAAGAUGGUGCAUGAAUCCAAUUAAGUGGCAAAGGUGUUUUAUUAAGGAGUAAAUAUAAUAGAAGACGCAGGACUAGCUGAUGUAUUUUUAAGCUUAGAUAAUAUUGAAAUAAUACUCUUUAUAAUCUAAAUAUCCACCCAAACAUAUUUCAAUUUGGAAAAUUUCGAAAGAAGAUCAAGUAGGUUAAAGACCUUAUAAGUUACAUUGCAAAAUGAAGCAGGAAAAAACCAGGGAGUAUUUAGAAGGAUCAAUUACUUUGAUAAUUUGUUUAGAUAGUACUUUUUAGUAAAAGACAUGAGAAAGUGCAGAGACGAUUAUUUAAAUUGCUAAUAGUUUCACCUGAAUUUAGUAAAAUCCAAUAGUUCUUAGUUUUCUUAAGGAGAAUCCCCAAUUGAAAAGAAGUAGAACUGCUUGUUCGAUACUAGUGGGUCUAUUGUUAAUUCAAUAAUAGGUGGGCUCAAUAACCCAACAGUGUCUUAAUUCAAUCUGGAUCAUAGUGAAUAAAAUUAACAACAUCAAAUUUAACCACUUUAGUAACAUUCUACCUAUGUAAUUGAUGAACUAACUUAAACUAAACAAAAUGAUACAGAUAUAAGAAAUGGGGCUUUCAUGGAUGUAGUUUCAGUAGAGAAGCCUACUUUUAAAUCUUCAACUGAAAAACUUUCAUCAAACAAAUACAUUGAGGACACUAGAGUAAAAUCAUAAUAUGUGGGAAGAAGAACUUCAAGAAAUUACACCUGCAAUACUUCUCCUAAGAAACACAUUUCAUUAAAUUAAUUCAAUCAAAAUAUAAUAGAAAUAUAGAGUGAUAAAAAUAUAGAGUUUACUCUUGAGGAAAAAUCGCCUACUCAUAAUGACACGAAUAACUUUCAAUGUGAAUGGAUAAGAGUCAAGAUGCAAGUCUUUGGAGAAUUGAAAGUAUUAGAAAAAGGAAAGGUUUUGCAAUUUUAAAGUGAUGCCAAAGAGCGUCCGGAAUAGGAUUUCUAUACAUAUGGAACAAUUGUAUCUAAAUAUUCACAUAUAAUUUUAGGCUUUCAACCUAAGAAAAGUUAAAAUAACUAAGAGGUUGAAUACGGCUUCUAUUAUUGAAAUCUAAACUCGUCGCUACUCUCAUAAAGAAAUUGCAGUUGAAAUAUUUUGCAAAAAUAAAAAAUCGUAUUUCUUUGUGUUAUAUGACGCUGAAAAAAGAAAUUAAUUUUUAAAUUGUUUUAAACAAAAUUAUAAUAUUAGCAUAGUAAUAGAUCGAAGAGCUGGUAAAUUUAUAUGUUAUAAUUUAGAGUUUCAGGCAAGAAAUUAUACAAAGAAAUGGCUCAAAGGGAAAAUGACAAAUUUUGAAUAUCUGAUGUUGAUCAACAAAUAUUCUGGUAGAUCGUUCAAUGAUUUAAAUUAAUAUCCUAUUUUCCCUUGGGUUAUUAGUGAUUAUACAAGUAGGAAGAUAGAUCUAGUAUUUAUUAUGUUUUGAUAAAUUAGAAUAAUAGAGAGUAAUAUAGAGAUUUAGACAAGAUGAUAAGCAAUCAAAAUAAGGAGAGAUUGGAAAACAUUAAAAUGAGAGCAGAAUCUCUGAAGUAGACUUAAAUGGAAUAUUUUCUGUUUGGAUCUCAUUACAGUGUGGCAGCUCAAAUCAUAAAUACUUUGGUAAGAAUUGAGCCUUUUACUUCGCUUUAAUGUGAUCUAUAGGAUGGCAAAUUAGAUUAAGCAGAUCGCAUCUUUUUUUCAAUACCUAACACAUGGGUAUCGUGUUAAAAUGAUCAUUAAGAUUUUAGAGAGUUGAUACCUGAAUAUUUUUAUUUCCCUGAGUUCUUGAAGAAUAUAAAUAAAAUACAAUUUGGUGUAAGAUAAAAUUCUGAAGUUGUUGAUGAUGUAGUAUUACCACCAUGGGCAGAGAGUUGCGAAGAAUUUAUAGAAAUUAAUAGAAAAGCACUUGAAUCAUAUUUUGUAAGUGAAAAAUUGCAUAAUUGGAUUAACUUGAUUUUCGGACCCUAUUCAUAGGGAGAAGAAGCAAGAAAGAAAGAUAAUUUGUAUCAUUGGUUGACAUAUGAAAGCUGUUGGUAAUCCUUAGAUAAAUUACCAUACUAGGAUAAAAUGGGAUAUUUAACUUAAAUUCAAUCAUUUGGUUAGGUUCCUUUUUAAUUAUUUACAAAACCACAUCCAUAAAAGCAGAGAUUAGAAUCAAAUUUGUAUUUUCCUUCAAAUUUAGUAAAAAUACUAACAGAUAAAAAACUCAUUAAUUCAAAAAGAAUUAUGAAAUUUGAUAAGAAACUUAUAGUAAAAACUUAUAAAGAAAAUGAUAAUUUGUAUGUUCUUAUGAAUAAUUGCUAUGUUUAUAAAUUAAAGUAAAAAUAUAAUAAAUUAUAAUUUAGAUAUAAUGCAAGUUUAGAGAAAAAAGAAAGUGAAGAGAAGUUAUUGUCAGCUUAAUUAUUUUCAAUAUAAGAUGUUGAAAAACUUCAUUUGGAAAAAUGUGAUAUGCUGAAAGAUCAAUAAUAAGUACAUGAGAAUUACAAGAAUGCUAAGCCUAUCCACAUAACAGGUCAGUAAUUUUAGUUUGAUGAUCAUUUUUUAUUUGUUGCUGGAUAUUUGAGUGGUUCUGUGUACAUCUAUGAUAUUCAUUAAGAUAAAGCGCAGAGUCCUCAUGUUUGCCAUAAAAUCAAACUUCACAGGAGGAGAGUGACAUGCCUUUGUUAUUCACCAAAAUUAAAGGUUUUAUGUUUGGGUGCAAAGGAUAAUAGAGUAACAGUAUGGAAAGUGUAAUAAUCUAAUGAAAAGACAAUUUCAUUUGGGGGGUCUCCGAAAUACAUUCUUUAUGGACAUGAUAAAUCCAUUAAAUGUUUGACCAUUGAUGAAGAAAUGGAGAUUGUUAUAAGCCUUGACAAAUUAGGAAAGUUAUAGAUCCAUUCGGUUAUUUCAGGUUUGUUUUUGAAUGAAAUCAAAUUCCAAUUGAAUACUGGCGAUAAGAUUUGGAAUGUCAUAUCAAAUGGAAAUGGACUUAUAGCAUUGUUAACUACUAAUAGUGAGAUUAUAGUUACUAGGUAUUAAUUGAGAUUUUAAUUGUUAGAGUAAAUGGCUUUGUUGUGAGAAGGUAUGUCAAUAACAAUAUUGGCUAAAUUACACAAUUUAUGUUCUAUCAGGAAUCUCAUCUACUUAUUUCUACUCUCAAGGGAGAAAUUCUAUUGAUUCAAGAUGUAUCUAGUUUAGCAGAACAAUACCCCCUAAUUUUUCACAUUUAUCAAAAUACGCAAAAGAUUGGAAUAAUCAAUUUUUCAUAUUGUAAAUAUCGAUAUUUAAAUAGAAUUUGAAAACGAAGGCGUUACUUUUUUGAUUACCUUGAUUGAUGGAUCCCUCUGUCGCUUAAUCUUAAGUGCAGGAUAAAGUAGUUUCAUUUUAUAAUUUUAGAUAAUGACUUUUAAAAAUAUUUAGGAAAAUUAGGAAUGUGAUAAAACUAAAUACUUGAUAAUUAUAUAUUUUUCUCUUAUAAAGUUUAAUAUUAAUAUCUAAUUAUGGGUAAUAAAUUGUAGGGGAGAGAUGCCAUAUCAUAUCAAUUGUAAAGUGGACGAGUAUUUGAAAUACAAGUCAAUGAUCUUUAAGGAGGCAAGAAAUUUCCAAAGCCUCCCAAGAGAGAGGACAUUAUAUUAAAAUAUAAUCAAUGGCUAUCAGAAGUUUAUCUCAAUAAUAUUUAUAAGGUUAUUUUGGAAGAGUCAGAUAUUAAACUCUUGUAGACAGUUGAAUCGAAGUAUAAAUUUCGUAUUUGCUAUCUUCAUGAAUAAAUAAUGGAGAAAAUCAACAUGCAGAAAAAAUAAGAAUUUCAGGCUAAUCAGGUCUACAUCGAUUAAUUAAAAAAAAGUAUUAAUAGAUUAUACGAGGAUUAUAAUGACGUGGAUAUAAGCAGUAAUAUCUUAAACCAUUCUCAUAGGCAUUAGUAAAAGUCUUUCGAAUACCUGUUGUAUUGAUCAAAAAGUAGAGUUGAUUAAAAAUAUGAAUUUCAUCUCCUAUUUAUCAGAUAGAUUGAUACUUUUAGAAGCGACAUCUAGAAUUACAAAUAAUUUUAGAGAUUAAAUUAGAAUUUUAGAACUAUAUUAAGUUAUAUUGAACACUUACAAUAUUAAUCAUAAGUCCUUAUUUCAUGAGACUAAAUGUUUUAAAUCAAUUAUCCAAAAUUUUCAUCCAGUCGAACCCAAAGUAACUGGCUUGGUAUUCAAAAUUAUAGCUGGAUAAAAUGGAUUAAGUUGGAAAGAAAACAACUUUCAAAAUAUCUAAGAUGCCUUGUAAAAUCUGUAAGAUCUUUAUGCAUUCUAAAAUAAGUAAUUCAUAUUUAUAAAAUUAGAUUCUAAAUAUUUAUUAGAACAAUGUAUUAUACAAAAAAUCUAAUAAUGAUUUAUUAAAUUAUAAAGUUUCUCUUUCGAUAUUUGUAUUCAUUAGACGAUAAAAAUUAAUUAUCAGUUGCAACUGAACUCUAAACUACAAAAGUAAACGAUAAAUAGUUAGAGGACGUGUUUAAGUAAAUUAAACUUAGAAUAAAACUGGACCUAUAUAAAAAAGAAGAUUGUACCUAUGAAUCAGUUAGAAACAUACUUACUACCUUUGAACAUCCAUUGAUCUCAUAUAACUAAGACGAUCCAAGAUUGACUAAACAAUUUGCCUCCUUUGUAGAGGCGGCUGUUGAUGAUAAAAUGAAUUACGAAAGUGAUUAUGACUCUUCCCAAAAUAUUUAGGAUAUUAAUUUCUUAUAAGAUUAGUAUUUUUACUAUGAGGAGGGUUAGGAACAUGUGUUUAAAGCCAUAAAAUAAUCAGUUAUAGAAUGGAUUGAUGCAAUCUAAAAUAUAAGUCUAUUAUCUUUAAAGGAGGAUGAAGUAGAUUAGUUUUUCUUGGAAAAUGAAAAGACAUAGAAUUAUGCAUUUAUUGGAGAAAAGGAUAUCAGCUCUUCUAAUUAGGCACUUUCUAAAACACCCAAGAAUGAUCAUUCUGAAUAAGAGGAUUAGAAUUUUGAAUAAAAAAACUAUAAAAGCAAAUACAAAGAAGCAAAAGAAAUAAUAAAUGAAUUAAGAAAUCAAUUAGAUUAAUAUACAAAAUAACAUAAUGUAAAAUUAUAAGAACUAUAGCUUUAAAAUUAGAAAUUAAAUGAAGAGAAUGGCUCACUUAUAAAAAAAUUAUAAGAAUAAGUCAAUCAACUCUAAAAAGAAAUCCAAAACUAUAAAACUCUAGCAUAAGAGGAUUAAAAAUCCAUUUAAGCUUAAUUAAAUUAAUCUAAUAUCCCUAUGAUACAAUAAAAAGAUUCGCAAACACAAAAUAAUCUAGAUUCUUAAAAAUAAUAAACUGAAGUCUCAUCAACCUCUAAAAUUCAACCACCGCCUCCUCCUCCUCCUCCUCCACCACCUCCACUUAUAUAAUAAACUGGAACCUCUCUUCCUCCACCACCACCACCUCCUCCACCGAUUUAAACAACUGGUGGACCACCUCCUCCUCCUCCUAUGAGAUCAAAUAAUUAAUAACCUUUACAAUUACUUAGGAAAUAGUAGCCUGCCCCAUCAAAACCAAUGAAACCACUGUUUUGGACAGCUAUUCCAGAUUCUAAAGCAUUCAAAACAAUUUUUGAAAAAAUCUAAAAUGAUGAUUUUACUUUAGAUACAUAAUUUUUAGAAAUGAACUUUUGCAAACCUCAAGAAAUAUAAAAAUAAACAGAUAAUUCAGUGGAAGUUAAUGUUAAAAAAUAAAAAGUUAAACUUUUAUAACCAGAAAGAUCUCAAAAUAUUGAAAUUAUUCUCAGUAAAUUACGUUUAAAUAUCAAUUCAUUUUCUGAUUCCUUACUUUAAAUAAAUCUAGAAGUUUUAACUGAGAAUGUAAUAAACUCUUUAAUUGCUAUUUGUCCUACCUAAGAAGAAAUUGAGUUAUUGAAUGAUUUUACAGGAGACAAAUCAUUAUUGGGAUAAUCAGAAUUAUUUAUUGAUGCUCUACGUAAAAUCAAUGGUUUUCAAUUUAGAAUCAAAGCAUUGCAUUUCAUGUAUAAUUAUCAUGAGAAUAAAUCAACAUUUCUAAAGGAGGCAAUGUAAUUGACUGAAGCUUUUAUAAAUUUGAAGAAUUCCUAAGAGUUAUAGACUGUUAUUUUGAUUGUUUUAAGAUUGGGUAAUUUUCUUAAUGGUAAUUUAACAUUUUAUAUUUAGCAAAGACUCCAAAAGGAAACAUUGCGGCUUUUAAACUAGAAGCAAUUGAAAAGUGUAGUGAUUUGAAAAGCAUUGAUAAUUAAUAGAAUCUUUUAUACUAUGUAAUCGAAAAAUCAGAAUAGAUUUUGAAUAAAGAUUUCAUAAAUUAAUAAAGUAAUGAUUGCUCUCUAUUUUAGUUAUUACAAAAUUCGAAAUUAUUGAAAAAAUUUCUUUAUCGCAACUUCAACAAAGCUUAAAUGACAUUAAAAAAGGGCAAAAUCUAAUCGUCUAAUCCAUUGAGUCUGCAUCUGAUAAUCCAAAUGAUCUCGUAGCAAUAUAAUUUUAACCAAUAUUAACUGAAAUUCAAUAGGAUUUUGUAACAUUUUAACAAGAAUUUUCAAAAGUGGAUAAACAUUAUAAGGAAUGCUGCGAAUUUUAUUGUGAAAACUAAUCAGAGUAAUCAGAUAAAUUUGGUGAAAAAAUAAUGAAAAUAUUGAGAUGUUUAUACAAAAAUAAAUAAGAAAAGCUGAUUAAAAUAGAAAAGUUAAGAAAAGCUGAAGAAUAAAAAUUAAAAUUAUAAUAAUCUUAACAAAAUGAAAAACCUAUAGCUAGAAAUGAGAGAACGAACAAAACUUGGGUGCCUUAAAAUCAAUAAAAUUAGGGAUAAACAGUAAUUAAAAAGGGAAGAGAAAGCAUGGUCGAUAAAGAAAUUAAAGAGAUGUAGAAAUUUAAAAAUCAAAGUAAAUUUUUUAAAUGA
This is a messenger RNA of Paramecium octaurelia, 10369 nucleotides long. The record is from the annotation of a GenBank genome assembly. Lineage: Eukaryota; Ciliophora; Oligohymenophorea; Peniculida; Parameciidae.